Messenger RNA from Ananas comosus (pineapple), 844 nucleotides. RefSeq names its product outer envelope pore protein 16, chloroplastic. NCBI's taxonomy places the organism in Eukaryota, Viridiplantae, Streptophyta, Magnoliopsida, Poales, Bromeliaceae. The record is from RefSeq and is a predicted model, not a curated record. Gene Ontology annotation, molecular function: amino acid transmembrane transporter activity. Gene Ontology annotation, biological process: protein import into chloroplast stroma. Bases 158 to 622 code for a protein of 154 amino acids. The transcript is spliced from 6 exons. Gene Ontology annotation, cellular component: chloroplast outer membrane.
GUACACUUGUCCUCGUUUCCGCUCCGUUCACGAGUCCCUCGUUCCUGUCUCUCUCCAUUGUAUAGUAGGAGCAGUAGCUUCCUUGGAGCUCUCGCUCGCGUACGCACACUCUCUCUCUCUCUCGCUCUCCACGGAAUCCACGAGCGAGGGUUCGAAGAUGCCGAGAAGCGUGUUGGUGGGCUCCUUCACCUCCCCGAAGAUGGAGUUCGCCAUCGACAUGGGCAACCCUUUCUUCAACCGCACCGUCGACGGGUUCCUCAAGAUCGGAGCUGUUGGGGCAUCCAAGGUGCUCGCGGAGGAGACCUACGAUUGCCUCAGGAAAGGUAGCAUUUCAAAAGGCAAAUUUGAGGAUGCACUGAAGAAAAUGUGUAAAGAGGGAGCAUACUGGGGUAAGAUUGCCAUUAAGAUUGAUGGAACUGUUGCCGGAGUAUAUGUUGGAAUGGAGUACGGAAUGGAAAGGAUCCGUGGCACCAGGGAUUGGAAGAAUGCGAUGCUUGGAGGUGCCCUGACGGGGGCGCUCAUAUCAGCCGCGAGCAACAACGGCAGGGACAAGGUUAUCAGGGACGCAAUAACAGCGGGUGCCGUGGCCACCGCCGCGGAGCUUGUGUGCUACUUGACUUGAUGAAACCUUGUAAUAUAUAUCAUGAAUAGAGCUCCUCCUCUCCAACUCCAACUCCCUGUUCCAACUCCAACUCCCUGUUUUUACUUUCUUCUGCUGCUGCUACUACAAUCAGUAUCAAUGCUUACUGUUUUCUAAUAAGUGUUCAACAAGAUCUGUAGAAGUGACCAUGCUUUUGUUUUUUUAAUUAAGAGUUCAAUAUUAUCGACAGUUUUUUAUUUAAAA